UCCUUUCUCAGAGGAGGAGAGAGUGAGGAGUAGUAGGACGCAUCUCUCUCUCUCUCUCUCUGCCUCUUCCUGUAGCACCUGGCAGGGGCUUAACAGACGUGAGGAGCGCGAAUGGGCAGAGCAGAAUCUCUAGAAGGGAAGAUGAGCACCCAGGAUCCUUCAGAUCUGUGGAGCAGAUCAGAUGGAGAAGCUGAGCUGCUCCAGGACUUGGGGUGGUAUCACGGCAACCUCACACGCCACGCGGCUGAGGCUCUUCUCCUCUCAAACGGAUGUGACGGCAGCUACCUUCUGAGGGACAGCAAUGAAAGUACGGGGCUGUACUCUCUCUCUGUGAGAGCCAAAGACUCUGUCAAACACUUUCAUGUUGAAUAUACUGGAUAUUCAUUUAAAUUUGGCUUUAAUGAAUUCUCAUCUUUGAAGGAUUUUGUCAAGCAUUUUGCAAAUCAGCCUUUGAUUGGAAGUGAGACAGGCACCCUGAUUGUCCUGAAACACCCCUACCCGAGAAAAGUGGAAGAACCUUCCAUUUACGAGUCUGUCCGGGUUCACACAGCAAUGCAGACGGGCAGAACGGAAAGUGACCUCGUGCCCACCGCCCCUUCCCUGGGCACCAAAGAAGGUUACCUCACCAAACAGGGGGGCCUGGUCAAGACCUGGAAAACAAGGUGGUUCACGUUGCACAGGAAUGAACUGAAAUACUUCAAAGAUCAGAUGUCACCAGAACCAAUUCGGAUCCUAGACUUGACAGAAUGUUCGGCUGUGCAAUUUGAUUAUUCACAGGAAAGAGUAAACUGUUUUUGCUUGGUGUUUCCAUUCAGGACAUUUUAUCUCUGUGCAAAGACAGGAGUAGAAGCUGAUGAGUGGAUCAAGAUACUACGUUGGAAACUGUCUCAAAUAAGAAAGCAGCUCGACCAAAGGGAAGGCACAAUCCGAUCUCGGUCAUUCAUCUUUAAAUAGACCUUUCCUGAUCCAGGAGGGCGGCAUGGUCCCUGAUGCUGUGAUCUGCAGCAGGCUUCAGAGGAAGGCUAAGGAUUCUUCUUUCGAAACAAAUCGAACGCAGAUGUGGGUUUGGACCUUUCAGAACCCAUUGCAUUCGCGAACUCAUGGGUCACUGCUUGCCCUUCAAGAUGUUGUCGUCUCCUUGAGAAUACCAAAUCAUCACCGUUCUGAUGGGAACUGAUGACACCACCAACCCAGGCAUGCUCACUCUUAGAAUGCGUGAGAGAAGAUCAAGGGUUUGUGUUUUCCCUCACUGUGGUGCCCACGCUGGUUGACAGUAGUUGCCUGGGGUCUCACUCUUCAUCCUGGUCAGCUCAUCUGACAUCCGGGUUGUGCUGUCCACCAGGAAGGGAACAGCUAUGUCCUCUGAUGUUUCUACAGAAAGUGUAUGCAACUAGCAAACACCAAAGACUGGGGCGGGGGGUGGGGGGAGAGGGUUGCGUGAAUUCUUUUUGCUUUUUUUUUUCUUUAUACAGAAAACAAAACAUUUCCAAAACUAAAAUGGGAAAUGUUUGCAGUUAUUUAUUUUCUCUUCGUUAAAGGCUCAGAAAUCUAGUGGGCGCUGCCUUUCCUUCUAAUGAUAAAUCUGUGUGCACUAAAUGUCCUGUAGAACCUCAGAGAGGAUGAGAAAGAUAAAGGGAGGUAAAACCUAAAAAACGCCUCUUAAUCAUUUGGCGGAGUGGGGUGCGGGGGGGGCGGUAUUAAAGAGUAAGAAAACAUAAAUGGAAGAAAGGGAAUAAAAUAGUAGAGAACUUGUAGUUAGUUUAAUAACAAUAAUCAGCAUGAUUACUAUUAGCACUAUAACAGUAAUAGAGCACUUGGAAGCACCAGGUUGUCUCCAUCCAACAUUUCUGCACAUAGACGGAGAGACUUCUCAGGCAGAGAAGAGGGUGCUAUGCCAGCCUCUCUCCCAAGGGUGAGCGGUCCCUGUUGGCUGAAGGGAAGAAGCCCCUUAGCUCUGAGAUCGCUGAGCACUCUGAGCCCUUCCUCGAGAGCAGACAUCCGUGGUCGGUUGAAGGAGCAACACUAAAUCCACAUGAAUUAUACGAUGAUGUGUUAUACCGCAUUUGCAAGCUAGAAUAAGGGUGUUGAAAUCAGGAAAUAUGAUACUGGCAUCCAGAGCUCACAGAUUCUAACCCCUUCUCUUAUCUUUAUUAAUACUGCUUUUUUAGGUAGACGUUUGAAGGGAGAUAAAAGUGGAGGGAGGGCCCAGAAUAACGAGUACGGUGCAGAGCUCUGCUACAACACUGCUUUUGCAGUCCAAGUGUAUAACUUGAUUGAUAUGUUUCUUGUUAUUUAAACACCCAGAACUCCGAACUUACAUUUUUGUAUAUUUCCACAAGGUUUUUAAUGUAUCUUGUUAUGUGCGUAUCACAUGAGAUAAAGCAAAUGUCAAGUUAAAAUGUAUUCUGUCAGGCUCGCCAAGUAAGGAGUUGCGAAUGAAUCCUCACGGAGAUGAGCGGUUCAGGUUUUGUUUUUGUAGAAUCCAGAGUUUUUCUUUAUGUAGGUAAUAUUACUGUCCUUACUUUUUGUAAAAUAUGCCAUGUUUAUUUAUAUUCUUUGGCUAAGUUUAUUAAAAGAAGCAUUUUGCUGUGCCUGUAACAUUUUGCUAAUAAAAUGUAUUUUUAAUAUCUGUAAUUUAAAAAGAAA
Messenger RNA from Mustela erminea (ermine), 2646 nucleotides. It is a transcript of the gene DAPP1, whose product is annotated as dual adaptor of phosphotyrosine and 3-phosphoinositides 1. The record is from RefSeq and is a predicted model, not a curated record. NCBI's taxonomy places the organism in Eukaryota, Metazoa, Chordata, Mammalia, Carnivora, Mustelidae. Bases 112 to 954 code for a protein of 280 amino acids. The transcript has 9 exons.